AGCAGGAACUGGUAUACGUGCCGGGCUAACCCAGUUAGCAUUAGCUUCCUCCUGCCAAACCUGACCGGUCCGUGUAACUGGCUGUCCCGCAUCAUGUUCAGAGCCGCCGUCCGACUCUCGGUCUCCGGUGUACGGAGUUUAACCCGUACGCAACCACAAUGCCAAGUUCUUUUGGCCUCAAGGUGCUAUUCACAUGGGAAGCAGGAGACAGAUGAGGAGUUUGAUGCUCGCUGGGUCACCUAUUUUAACAAGCCAGACAUUGACGCAUGGGAGCUGAGAAAAGGGAUGAACACGUUGAUCGGGUAUGAUCUGGUACCUGAGCCAAAGAUUCUUGAGGCGGCACUGAGAGCCUGUCGGAGGUUAAACGACUUGGCCAGCGCUAUCCGAAUUUUGGAAGCCGUGAAGGAUAAAGCCGGCCCUCAUAAAGAUAUCUACCCCUACCUGAUCCAGGAGCUGCGGCCAACAUUAAACGAGCUCGGCAUCUCUACACCCGAAGAGCUCGGCAUCGACAAAAUCUAGCUGAGCAGAUCCAACGACAGUGAAUCUACCCAGGACACAGAACCCUUGUACUUAAAUGUUUGCCUCAUUUACUGUGUGUGAUAUUUAAUUUGGCCUUUAUUAUGUUCUUUUGCUUGUAAAAUAUUCAUGAACAUAAUAAAGGAGAAUUUAUCUUUGA
This is a messenger RNA of Acanthochromis polyacanthus (spiny chromis), 676 nucleotides long. Its product is annotated as cytochrome c oxidase subunit 5A, mitochondrial. The record is from RefSeq and is a predicted model, not a curated record. Gene Ontology annotation, biological process: mitochondrial electron transport, cytochrome c to oxygen. The transcript has 5 exons. NCBI's taxonomy places the organism in Eukaryota, Metazoa, Chordata, Actinopteri, Pomacentridae. The coding region runs from base 94 to 519 and encodes 141 amino acids. Gene Ontology annotation, cellular component: mitochondrial inner membrane.